UGCUUGGAGCUGUGCUAUGCCUUCUUCGCCAUGGCAGUGGUGGUGAACGGCAUCAGGGACUUGCUGCCGAAGAAGUACUCUAAGUACAUUCCUAUCCCGAUGGCUAUGGCGAUUCCUUUCUACAUCGGAGCUUACUUCGCCAUCGACAUGUUCAUCGGCACGGUGAUAGUUUUUAUAUGGCAGCAGCUGAACAGGAAGAAGUCGGAGAUUUACGUUCCAGCGUUUGCCUCGGGAUUGAUUUGCGGGGAUGGCCUUUGGGCCGUUCCUUCGGCAAUCCUGGCGCUGGCAAAGGUGGAUCCUCCCCUUUGCAUGAUGUUCUAUCCUUCCAGCGUUGCAGCAACCAUAUCGUCAAAGUUUGGGUGAUCUUUUUUACGGCGACCAAAUCUGUAAAUAGUUUCUCUACUAAGAGUUCACUUGUGAGUAUUUUUUUGUUUCUUUGUUGCUAACAUGUUCGCGAUCGUGUAGCUUGAAUGAGCUGCCAAAGACAUGCAAACAUGCACACGUUUUACGAAGAUAUAUAUCCAUCCUUCCUGCUUGUUUCUCUCAUCGGUUUCCAUUCGAGGUAGAGUAGCGGUAAGGAGUACUUAUUCCACAGGAAUAGAGCACAGGUGUUGUUCAUCUCGAUCGAUCUACAUACUGAAGAUAAAAGCCAGGGAAAGAAAUGGCUUCGCUGCUGCCAUCCAAGAGGCUCUUGUUGCUACUUUUCGUCAUCGCAUUGCUGGUUUUGAGUGGUGAUGCGGCCACCAAGAAGAAGAAGGUCAAGAAAUCUAAAGCGAAGAAGGUGAAAGCUGUUACGCCAGCUCCAUCCGCCGGUGGUAUGAGCCUCACGUUCUACAACAACAAAUGUAGCUCUUUCGCCAAGACUGUCAGUGAUGAAGUGGCUGCUGCCAUGAAGAAGGAUCCCACCAUCGCUGCCGGGCUCUUGAGGAUGCACUUCCACGACUGCUGGGUUCGAGGAUGCGAUGCUUCGGUUCUCCUCAGUGGCCCAAACUCGGAGAGGCAAGCCGGGCCAAACCUCUCGCUCCGUGGAUUCCAAGUCAUUGACACCAUCAAGAGCAAGCUCGAGAGGUCGUGCCGCGGAGUCGUCUCUUGCGCUGAUAUCUUGACACAAGCAACGCGGGACGCAGUUGUCAAGGCUGGAGGCCCAUCGUGGGAUGUUCCACUGGGAAGGAAAGAUGGACGAGUUUCCAGCGCUGCCGAGGUUCAGCUUCCUGCACCCUCCGAAUCCACCACCUCAUUGAUCAGCAAAUUCAAUGCCAAGCAGCUCUCCGUCUCGGACUUGGUGGCACUCUCAGGUGCUCACAGCUUUGGAUUCGGAAACUGUGGCUUCUUCCAGAGCAGGAUCACGUCGCGAGACCCGACUCUCAACUCCACUUACGCGCAGGAGCUCCAGAGGAAAUGCCAGACCAGUGCGUCGGUGGCCAACGAUCCCAUCACCCAGAACACGCUCGACAAUCAGUACUACAAGAACCUCCAGCAGAGGAAGGGGCUCUUCACCUCGGACGAGGGGCUGUUCUUCCACCCCCAGACUAAACCGCUCGUCGAUACCUUUGCAUCCAACCCGGCAGCGUUCGCCCAGCAGUUUAGAGCCUCGAUGGCGAAGUUGAUCACUCUGCCACCUUUUCAGUCCAACGCUGGUGGCAUUCGAACCGUCUGCUCCAUCGCCAAGUGAGAUAUUCUCGCUAUAGACGAAACACACAAUGAGCAUUCUUUUGUAGCGUGAACAAGAAUAAAAUGUGGAUUCUUUGCUUAAAACUA
This is a messenger RNA of Selaginella moellendorffii, 1758 nucleotides long. Its product is annotated as peroxidase. Gene Ontology annotation, cellular component: plant-type cell wall; plasmodesma. Gene Ontology annotation, biological process: hydrogen peroxide catabolic process; response to oxidative stress. The transcript is spliced from 4 exons. The coding region runs from base 662 to 1672 and encodes 336 amino acids. The record is from RefSeq and is a predicted model, not a curated record. NCBI's taxonomy places the organism in Eukaryota, Viridiplantae, Streptophyta, Lycopodiopsida, Selaginellales, Selaginellaceae. Gene Ontology annotation, molecular function: peroxidase activity; heme binding.